Camelus dromedarius (Arabian camel) is the source of this 372-nucleotide messenger RNA. RefSeq names its product large ribosomal subunit protein eL29-like. Gene Ontology annotation, biological process: cytoplasmic translation. The record is from RefSeq and is a predicted model, not a curated record. The coding region runs from base 1 to 372 and encodes 123 amino acids. The transcript has a single exon. Gene Ontology annotation, cellular component: cytosolic large ribosomal subunit; ribosome. Lineage: Eukaryota; Metazoa; Chordata; Mammalia; Artiodactyla; Camelidae. Gene Ontology annotation, molecular function: structural constituent of ribosome.
AUGUGCUUUGCCAAGAAGCACAACACAAAGGACCUGAAGAAGAUGCAGGCCAACAACGCCAAGGCCAUGAGUGCACGUGCUGAGGCUGUCAAGGCUCUCAUAAAGCCCAAGAAGGUCAAGCCCAAUAUUCCAAAGGGCAACAGCCACAAGUUCAGUCGACUUGCCUACAUUGCUCAUCCCAAGCUCGGGAAAUGUGCUCUUGCCCACAUCGCCAAGGGUCUCAGGCUCUGUCGCCCAAAGGCCAAGGAUAAGGCUCAGACCAAGGCUGCAGCUUCAGAUGCGGCUGCAGCUUCAGAUGCAGCUGCAGCUGCAGCUCAGGCUCAGGCUCAGGCUCCCGAAGGUGUCCAGGCCCCCACAAAGGCUCCAGAGUAG